AUGAGGUUCCCAGGCGUCUUCGCCACUAUCUGCAGCAUAUGCAUCCUCCUCAGGGCCACCACAGCGCUACCAUCCGCCGCUGACUUCGCCCGCGGCCUCUCCAAGCGUUGGUUCGGUGUCUCAGGUUUGUGGACGAAUAUUCUCACCGUCGUGCAGCCGUGGCCAGUCAAGGUCGACAAGGCAGGCAUAGCAGUACAGCAACUUCGAUACUGCUACUCUAGCCAAGCAGAUUACAAGACCCUUCACAACAUCGUACAACAGGCCGUCAAGAUCUACAAUCCUACGAUCAAGGAGAAUCAGAAGAACGGUAUAGCACAGUCAGCGUGGCAUAAAUUGAAAUAUGCACGAAUUGGCUCUAAACCGAACGCUAAUGGAGAAGUCGUCGAUGUUGCGCAUGCUGAUCGUGUACGCAUGGCUCAUGAGCUCGGACAUGCUCUGGGGCUGGAUCACGAAUUCCAAAGACAAGACAAGGACCAAUACAUUAAGUUCAACUGUCAGAAUCUCAACGACUACCAAGCCAUCAAGAAUGUCAUCGGCAAAAAGGAUACAUCCAAGGGCUACAAGGCAGGCGACACCAUGAAGCGCCUUGGAUUCCAUGGCGCCAUCCAGUAUCUCAAAGAGAAGGAAGGUCAUAUCGGCCAACUUCAACGCUCUUACAAAUUCGACUACGCCUCCAUCAUGAUGUACGGCUCCUACGACGGCUCGGCCUUGGCCUCGGCCGCUGAUUUCCCGAAAGGUGCCGUCCUCGAAGGCAUAGGAAAGGGAAAGGGCGCAGCUAAUUUUCGUGUGCACAUGGGUGGCAAGGAGCCUAGGCUCGUCACAGCGAUUUCCGAGGGCGAUAAGGCUAGGAUCGCACAGCUGUAUCCGUGGCGAAAUCAUGAGGGUCAGUUGAUGGGGAAGUUUAGUGGGGAUUGGCAAGGGGUGCCGAUGAAGGUUGGAGGCCCGUCUUAG
Molecule: messenger RNA, 951 nt
Organism: Fulvia fulva
Lineage: Eukaryota; Fungi; Ascomycota; Dothideomycetes; Mycosphaerellales; Mycosphaerellaceae
Exons: 4
Coding region: 1-951 (316 amino acids)
Biological process (GO): proteolysis
Molecular function (GO): metalloendopeptidase activity; zinc ion binding
Source: RefSeq, a predicted model, not a curated record